GGAGACUGGCACGUCGGGAAGGGGAAGAUGCGUCUUGUGUUCUGCGCGGUGGUGCUCGCAGUCGCCGCAUUAAGGGUCGCCGCCGACGGAGGAGAUGAUACGCUUCUCGCGUUGCCGCCGAAUGGCACCACCGGCCGGAGCUUGCUCCAGAUCAAGAAAAAUUGCCCGGUGAACUUGGAGACGGCCAACUACACGGAAGUGACGAGCCGGUGCAAGGGGCCCGUGUACAAGGAGUCGCUGUGCUGCGCGGCGUUUAGAGAUUUCGCGUGCCCCUAUGGCGUCUACAUCAACGACAUGACCACCAACUGCGCUACCAUCAUGCUCAGCUAUCUCCGGCUCUACGGCAGCUACCCGCCGGGCCUCUUCGCCAACACCUGCAAACAGGACCUCAAAAACGGGAUCUGGUGCGUGGAGCAGGAAAUCAGCGACACCGCCGGCGACAGCGCAGCUCAAGUGCCGGCCCACGCCAACACCGCAUUCACCUUUUGCGUCUACGCCCUAAUUGUUAUCCUAUUCUGUUAGGUUUCAAGAUACCUUUUCACUUUUGCUAUAUAUGACUCGGUUGUUUUAUAUUUCGGCAUCACUCGAAUUUUCUAACUUGUGAUUCCAUCAGGGAAGAAAUCGCGCGUCUGUCUUGUCACGUGUGGGUUUUCCAGUUUUUCCGUGGUUCCUUUUUUCUUUCCUGGUUUUUCCCCGGUUUUGUCAUUCACGAGACCCACACUGGCUUCAACGGUCUAUUCCAUUUUCUCUCGUUCCGACCCAAAAUCCACCGCGAGAGGAACACCAAAGAGGCAGAGAAGCGGGGCGGAAGAGAAGAAAUCGCCGCCUGUAGUCGGCGGUCGGAGAGGAGAUCGUGCGCCGCCGUCGAGCGCAGUUCGCUGCGCCCUUCCGCAUCCUGCGCGGGCCUGGGGGCGGUCGUCGUGGGGUCGCGUAGCUUAUCCGUCGUCUGUCUUCAAGCUCGGCUUCUUCGGUAAGCUCGUUGUUCUUCCAUUGCUGGUCGUGAACAACAACUCCGUGAGCGGCAGGAGACCUGCGUGUAGCCUUCUAUUCUUUUGGUGAUGUUCUAGUGGGCGGAUUUUUCGCGGAUCUGUGGUUUUGUUCAUGGUUUUGUUCAUGAGCAAGACGAAUUUAGUAGAAGCGGGACGAAUUCGUGGAUCUGAGCGCCGUGAAUCUGUGUUCGCUAGAUGAUUUUGUUUGUGUGUCGCUUUUUGUGGAGCGCCGUGGAUGCUGGUGGUGUAUGUACAGGGAUUAUGGAGGUGAUUUUGUUGUUUGUUUGCAUCAGUGUGUACAGGGAUUAUGCCGGUGGUGUUCUGUAGUAAUUUUCUAGUUGCAGCAGUGUGUUUUUCUUCAUUUGGAUAUGCAGUCUCCUGUAGUAAAUUUGAGUAGCUAUGAUAUUUUCGUCACUGGAAAUGCAGUAGCAUGCCAAGUGCAGGGGUUGUUUCUUCAUUGAAAAUGUAGCCAAGUGCAGUUGUUUUUUUUGGCAUGUGCGUGCAGUGUAUAUGCAAUGCAACUACUCUGUGUUGUGUGUGUGGCGUGAUAUCUGGAGCUUUGUUUCCUUUACAUGCCAAAAUGCAGUUAUAUACAUAGUAAUUUUGGAUGUAAAUGCAGUGUGUGUGGAGUGAUAUCUGGCGGAUUUUUUGUGGUUAUUGUUGAAUUGGGAUGCAUAUGCUAUGUGUAUAUGCUUUUUUGUUUUGUGUAUAUGCAUCCCCCUGCCGUAAAUACAGUGCAUAUAAAGGUGUGUAGAUACAGUCGUAGAUGCGGUGUAUAUAUGCAGACAUGUAAAGGUAUGUAGAUAGAAGUGUAGAAUUCUAGAUGCGUUGUGUAUGUUUUCCUGCUGCCAGUUGUUUCAUGAGCUGGAGAAUUUUUUCAGGCAGCAAGCCUAGUUGUUUUGUAUGCAUUCCUGUAGCUUUAACUGAUCAAUGUAUAUGCCAGUUGUUUCAUGAAAUAGGAAGUCCCUCAUAGACAGAUCAGUACUCCGACAUUUUUGGGACUGAACAUUAUCAUUUUUUUUUGUAUAUGUAGUGUCCUGCCUAUUUGUAAGUACACUGUAUAUAGUGUGU
Messenger RNA from Lolium perenne, 2060 nucleotides. Its product is annotated as GPI-anchored protein LLG2-like. Lineage: Eukaryota; Viridiplantae; Streptophyta; Magnoliopsida; Poales; Poaceae. The record is from RefSeq and is a predicted model, not a curated record.